AUGAAUUAAGAAGAUGAGCUUGAGGGUGAUAUGAUCGAUACCACCCUUGAGAAGUUCGAAUCUUACGAGCAGUACUUGGACGACCACAUGUCUGAUGAGGAUCUCUUCUAUCUUGAAGAUAAGGAGCUGGCACGCUAAUUGAUUGAGGUCGGAUACCAUGGAAAAGGAGAAAUCUUGACUAGAGAAUAGUUCGCUAAGCGUAAAGCUGCGAUAGCAGAAGCAAAGAAAAAUAAAAAUGCCAAUCAACCUAAGGCACUGUCCCAUGCAGGCACAAAGAUUGACCACUCUCCAUUCUUAAAGGAGUUAGCUUAGAGAGAAGAGUUAGUUAGAAAUGGCAGAAUGACUACAAUCAUCUUUAUAAGGGAUUAGAAGAAGGGCAAAAACGAGAUAAGCGGUUACAUUGACCUCGCCCACAGACUCAAGACUGAAGACUUUAGACUGUAUUUCGAGGGCAAAAAGACUCUGCUGCCCAAGCCAUCUGAUUUGUCGUACUAUAACUGGGAUGCUCAGAACUGCACUCUAAAUGAUUCACCUAAUUUCAGAGUCGAUGCCAACUCAGAUGCAGGACUGCUAUUUAGAAAUAAAAGAGACAGAAAGGUCAUUAAUGUUGACCCCAACAAGGAUCCCCCUGGUGAUGGUACCAAGAGAGUAGAAAUUCAAACCGAUGAGUACACUCAGGUCGUUUUCUUUGAUCAUAUCACUAGAAGAAAGCAUUGA
This is a messenger RNA of Stylonychia lemnae, 717 nucleotides long. The record is from the annotation of a GenBank genome assembly. NCBI's taxonomy places the organism in Eukaryota, Ciliophora, Spirotrichea, Sporadotrichida, Oxytrichidae.